AUGGAGCUAUUUAGAAAAACCCAGGAGAAGCAUCCCAAAGAGCUGAUCAAUGAAUGGUUAUUGAAGAUAAGAAAGGAAAUGAGAGUUGUUGACAAGCAAAUAAGAGAUAUCCAAAGAGAAGAAGAAAAAGUGAAACGAUCUAUGAAAGAUGCUGCCAAGAAGGGUCAGAAGGAUGUCCGUGUAGUUUUGGCCAAGGAGAUAAUCAGGUCAAGGAAGGCUAUAAGCAAACUCUAUGCAUCCAAAGUGCACAUGAACUUGGUGCGUAUGGUUAUGAAGAAUCAACUUGUGAUUCUGCGAGUGGCUGGCUCCCUGCAGAAGAGCAAAGAAGUGAUGAAGGCUAUGCAAAGUCUUGUGAAGAUCCCAGAAGUCCAGGCCACCAUGCAGGAACUAUCCAAAGAGAUGAUGAAGGCUGGGAUGAUAGAGGAGAUUUUAGAGAACACUUUUGAAAGCAUGGAUGAUCAGGAAGAAUUGGAAGAAGCAGCUGAAAUGGAAAUUGACAAAAUUCUGUUUGAAAUUACACCAGGGGCAUUGGGCAAGGUACCCAGUAAAGUGACUGAUGCCCUUCCAGAGACUGUAGGAGCAAUGGCCGCCUCAGAGGAUAAGGAGGAAGAAGAGACUCUGGAGGCCAUGCAGUCCUGGCUGGCUACACUCUGUAGCUAA
Otolemur garnettii (small-eared galago) is the source of this 660-nucleotide messenger RNA. Its product is annotated as charged multivesicular body protein 3-like. Lineage: Eukaryota; Metazoa; Chordata; Mammalia; Primates; Galagidae. Gene Ontology annotation, biological process: late endosome to vacuole transport; protein transport; endosome transport via multivesicular body sorting pathway. The transcript has a single exon. Gene Ontology annotation, cellular component: ESCRT III complex; multivesicular body. Bases 1 to 660 code for a protein of 219 amino acids. The record is from RefSeq and is a predicted model, not a curated record.